Messenger RNA from Macadamia integrifolia, 876 nucleotides. RefSeq names its product transcription initiation factor IIA subunit 2. The coding region runs from base 236 to 556 and encodes 106 amino acids. Gene Ontology annotation, molecular function: TBP-class protein binding; RNA polymerase II general transcription initiation factor activity. The transcript is spliced from 5 exons. Gene Ontology annotation, cellular component: transcription factor TFIIA complex. The record is from RefSeq and is a predicted model, not a curated record. Gene Ontology annotation, biological process: transcription initiation at RNA polymerase II promoter; RNA polymerase II preinitiation complex assembly. NCBI's taxonomy places the organism in Eukaryota, Viridiplantae, Streptophyta, Magnoliopsida, Proteales, Proteaceae.
CAAAUAUCCGAAAACCCAAUAUAAAUUCCUCGAAACCUCACUCUAACUCUUGUUCCGUCUUCCCUGAUUUCACCUUAGCCUCUGCAAGUUUGGCCCCUCGCAGCAUCGGCGUUGAGUGACACGGACCUUACGAAGUGAAGGUUGUUGCUGCAUAUUUGCUCGUCGUGUUGGGCGGCAACACCAGCCCUUCGGUGGAUAAUUUGAAGGAUAUCCUCAGAUCAGAUCAGACGUAGGAAUGGCAACUUUUGAACUCUACCGUCGAUCGACUAUUGGCAUGUGUUUGACAGAAACGUUGGACGAGAUGGUCUCAAACGGGACUCUCAGCCCAGAGCUUGCUAUUCAAGUUCUCGUUCAAUUUGACAAGUCUAUGACUGAAGCUUUGGAGACUCAAGUCAAGAGCAAAGUCUCUAUUAAGGGGCAUUUGCACACUUAUAGGUUCUGCGACAACGUGUGGACCUUCAUCUUACAGGAUGCUGUGUUCAAAAACGAGGAUUGCCAAGAGCUCGUUGGAAGGGUCAAAAUAGUUGCAUGCGACUCAAAGUUGCUCACACAGUGAUGUACCCCAGCUGUUUGCUGCUGUGAAUGAAUACUUAAUGGAGAGGCCAUAGUGGCAGAGAGUGGGAGUUUUUAGCCCACCAUUUGCAGAAAGACCUCUGCAGAUAAAGAUUAUUAGAAUGGGAUUAUGGCCAAAAUAAUCCUCCCGCACCCCCCAAACCUCUUUAAAAUGUUCACUCUCGAACAAUUAUCGGCGGCUUUGAAAGAGUAAUUCCUUUCAUUUUCUUCGUGGAUUAUGUGGAUCGUUAUGGAUUAUAUGGAGAAGACAUUAAAUCUUCUCUGUUACUAGAAGCAAUAUGAUUAAAAAUUUGUGUCGAUCAA